AUGCCUUCUUGUGUUGUGAAAUGGUGUAAGAAUAAUUCCAGUUCGUGCAAUAAAACUGCUGGAAUCACUUUCCACUCAUUUCCACAAAAUACUAUUCUUAGAGAACGAUGGACAAAAGCAGUUCGUUUGCAAAGACAGCAAUGCAAUUGGAAUCCAAACAUGUAUUCCAAAAUAUGUUCUAUACAUUUCAAAGAGGAUGACUUUUAUACAUCAGCAAAUGGAUAUCAUUUUCUGAAACAAUCAGCAGUACCCAAUUGUAUGAUGGUGUUUUCCAGUUUGAAAAAGUUGCAUUUGUCUGACAAUCAACAAAUAUUUAUGUCUGCCGUCAAAAAGAACUUAAACCCCAAACCCAUAAGUUUGUCAAGUUCUCAGGGUGAUCAUCACGUAAAUGAGGAGGAAACCACGGAAACAUCUGAAGUGGAGGGGUUUACUGAACCCAGGAAUUAUAUCACUGCAAACAAUGUAACGCAACAAGAUAAAGAAUUUGAAUUCCAGGUGUGCAGAAUCUGCUUAGCGACUGACAGAAAAAUGUAUAGUCUGUGCCGGAGCAGUCUCAGAACGGUUUAUGAAGACGUCACAGGUUUAAGGGUUAACCUAACAGAUGGACUGCCUAAAAUGCUUUGUUGGGAAUGCAGGCAUAGACUUGCCUCGUGUAGACAAUUCGUGGAUCGUGCGAACCACGCGGAAAUGCUGCUGAGGAAGCUGAUCGGUGAUGGAUGCUAUUUGUACAGCUUCAACAGUCUGAAAUCGAUUGACACGCAAAAAGAGAACUUAAAGUCAAACCUUACAAAAAUAAUACAUCCGCCAAAUGACUUUGACAUAAACGUGUUCGAAAUUAGUUUAUUAAAAGAUGUGAACGAUCAAACAAACAUAAAAAUAGAACCAUUAAGAGAUAUAGAUACAAACAUAGAGAUACCGAUGAAUACUGAAGUAAAAGAAGGUAUCACUGUACCAAACGAACAGCCAAAUGUUGGACAGUUUGAGACAUAUUCACCUAAAUCUCUAAUUAAUUACGAAAUGGAAAUUAAUGAAAAUGUUUUAGAUUCAAACGAAGACGCUUAUAAAGAUCCAAUAGAAAUUGAUACAAAAAAAGAAAUUAUCCAUAAAGCAAAUGAACAUGAAAAUUUUGUUCAAUUCAAAUCUCAUUCACCUGAGUACCUAACUGAUUUUGAAAUGGAUAUGAUGGAAAGUAAUAUAGAAUUAAACGAAGACUAUUCUGUUGAUCGAGUAAAACAUGUAGAAAUACCAAUAGAGACUGAAGUAAAAGAAGAUGUAAUCGGUGAAUCAAACGAUUGGACAAAUCUUGGACAGUCAGAAAGUGGUUCACUUUCAUCUCUAACGGAUUAUGAAACGGCUACGAAUGAAGCUGUUUCAGAUCUAAAAGAAGACGACUCUGUACAUACCAAAUGUAAAGAAAUGAAAGCAGUUAAUGAAAUGCAGAAGAAAAACGUGAAAGUGAUUAAAAAUGACAGAAAAAAGAAGAAGUCUUCAGAAGUGCUGAACCCCGCACUGUUUAGUAUCACUAAUUUGUCGUACAGAGAUCAAGUUAAUGAAAUAGAGAAAAGAAAAGAGAGUGACAACUUUAAACUCUCUCAUUAUAAAUGUAUGGAGUGCUAUAAAGGGUUCAUUGACGAAGAUACUUUCAAUGCUCAUAUGUUACGGCAUUCAGAUAAAUACGGCCCCCACGUUUGCGAUAUCUGUAAGAUACACUUCAGUAAGCGAGUUGCACUGCUCAAACACAUCCACAACCACAUGCAGAGGUUUAACUGCAAACACUGUUCCUUUGUCACCACCAGACGAAACGCGGUGAAGAUGCACGAGGCCUACCAUAACGGCACCAAGUACCAGUGUCCGCACUGCCCGGAAAGUUUUGUCAAAUCCACCACGUACCUGGGUCAUUUGCGAAUAAAGCACCCGUCGGACUUCGUGUGCGAGUUGUGCGGGAACUCGUUCAUUGGUAAGAGAGGGUUGGCGCAGCACAAGAAUCUGAAGCACCGCUUCGAUCAACUGGCGGUGCCGGAAGAUGGUCCGUGCUGCGAGAAGUGUAACAUCCGGUUCGUUUCAAAAGAGGCGCUGCAGACACAUUUGAACCUAUCCAGCAGGCAUAAAGACGAACUGAAGCCAGAGGUGCAAAAGGGCCGGACACCGACGGACUUCGAUGCGUUGAGUGAUAAUAACAUAAUGCCUCGUAAUGAAAAGAGAAAGAGAAAGAAGCGCAGAUAUAGAAGCAGGAAACAGGAAGGUCCCGUUCCUUGCGAGCAGUGUGAAAUGAUACUGGCGGACUAUUUGGCGUAUUUCAGACACUUCAGGAGGGAGCACCCGGGCAUGCAUCGCACCAAGUACGCAUCGAAGAGGAGCCAUUUUAUGUGCGAGGUGUGCGGGAAGAUGUUUCAGGGAUUCUCUACAGAAGCUCCUAACAGACCUAGAGCUUUCUUGUUGACACCAUCCAAGUUGCAAACUGAAGCGCAUAUAUUAAGUCCAGCAUCAAAGCAAGAACUUAAUACCUGA
Messenger RNA from Parnassius apollo (apollo), 2508 nucleotides. The record is from the annotation of a GenBank genome assembly. Lineage: Eukaryota; Metazoa; Arthropoda; Insecta; Lepidoptera; Papilionidae.